Molecule: messenger RNA, 457 nt
Organism: Penicilliopsis zonata CBS 506.65
Lineage: Eukaryota; Fungi; Ascomycota; Eurotiomycetes; Eurotiales; Aspergillaceae
Exons: 2
Coding region: 1-360 (119 amino acids)
Source: RefSeq, a predicted model, not a curated record
AUGGCCUGCUUGGAUCCCUCGUCGACGACAAAGCCUCGCUGCUGCUGCAGGGCGUCCUCCAGCAGGUCUGUAGAUCUGAGGGCCUGGUCAGCCCGGGCACGCAGCCCCUGGAGCAUCUCCUUCUUGCUUCGCGUCGACCAUGAAGGGCAAAAUGUGAUCUGGGCAACGGAUCUGUAUACCACGCGCGACCGGGCGCUGGGGGUGAUCCUGCGUCUGCUCGAGACCGACGACGAGGUCUUCCACCGCGAGCCGUACUACGAGGAUGCGCAGACUCGCAUCCAGAAUGCCGUCUGUGCAAAGUUGGGACAGGAAGCAGUCCCAACGCUCAAGGCAAAUGGCGAGCUGGGGUUGAAUUCAUAACUAUUCAUAUAGAGAGAGAAGUAUAGCCUUUGAUUCAUCUUGUAGCUAUUCUACUAAAAGAAAUGCACAUUCCACAUCUGGUUCCUAAUCAGAUCAG